Messenger RNA from Erigeron canadensis, 1422 nucleotides. RefSeq lists its product as uncharacterized. The transcript is spliced from 3 exons. The coding region runs from base 1 to 1422 and encodes 473 amino acids. Gene Ontology annotation, molecular function: acetylglucosaminyltransferase activity. Lineage: Eukaryota; Viridiplantae; Streptophyta; Magnoliopsida; Asterales; Asteraceae. The record is from RefSeq and is a predicted model, not a curated record.
AUGUCUUCGAAUACUAGUCUUAAACAUCCAUCAACGCGAUUUUGCCAAAAGCUUGCGUUUUUGGGGUCGAUCUUUUUGGUCUUUUUCAUCCUCUUGCUCUCAAACGAAUCUAAACGUCUCCGGAAUGACAUUUUCCAUCUAACAACGCGUCCAUCCGCGUUGUUGCCCCAUGACACCCCCACCAACAUUUCCCACCUUGUGUUUGGACUUGUUGGGACAACGAAAGCAUGGCAUCACCGAAAACACUACAUUGAGUCAUGGUGGCGCCCAAACGUCACGCGUGGCUUUCUUUACCUUGACACAUCCCCAACCGGUGACCUUCUACCAUGGUCACCAGCAUCUCCAACUUUUCGUGUUUCUGAUAAUAUUACAAAGUUAUUAGAAGAGACCAAACAUGUCGCACCCAUUAUGGUUCGCAUGGUUCAUGCAGUUAUCGAGGUUUUUAGGGAAGAACACGAAGGGGUUCGAUGGUACAUCAUGGGAGAUGAUGACUCGAUGUUUUUUGUUGACAAUAUGGUUGAUGUUUUGUCGAAAUAUGAUCAUACAAAGUACAUAUAUAUUGGUGCUCACUCGGAGUGUAUAAUGUCAAAUCAAAUAUUUUCUUAUGACAUGGGAUUUGGUGGAGCUGGACUUAUUAUGAGUUAUCCUUUGGCAAAAAUGGUGCAAAAAAAUAUAGAAGAUUGUUUUAGAAGGUAUCCGUACUUGAAUAGUGCUGAUUUGAUCUUAAUGACUUGUGUCAAUGACUUUGGAGUUUCCAUGACCGCUCAUCAAGGUCUUCAUCAGAUGGAUCUACUCGGAGAUGCAUCAGGGUUAUUAUCUUCUCACCCAAAAGCUCCAUUGCUUUCUCUUCAUCACAUUGACCACAUAGAUCCACUUUUCCGCAACAUGGAUCGCUCUGAAUCGGCAAAACACCUUAUGAAAGCUGCAAAUAUCGACCAAUCUCGUUUAGUACAACAAACUAUAUGUUACAAUAGACGUUUAAACUGGUCUUACUCGCUCUCAUGGGGCUUUUCGGUUCAAAUCUACGAAAAGGUCAUCCCUCGUAGCAUCUUAAAGAUCCCAAUUGAGACAUUUAAGCCAUGGUCAUCAUUUUGGAAACCGCCAUUAUACAUCUUCAAUACAAGACCAAUCUCAAAUGAUUCAUGUGAAACUCCUCACAUGUUUUCAUUCGAUUCUAUUAAGAAAAUCAAUGACAAUGAAAUUGUAACGAAGUAUGUUCGGAUGGCUUCACGUGGCUUACCGACGUGUGGAUUAGCCGGUAACCAUUCUGCGGAUCUAGUGACAAGAAUUGAAGUUGUAUCAUCGGUGACAAAACCAAACCAGAAUGGAAAAACGGAAUGUUGUGAUGUGGUUGAUACCAAUGGCAUGGAAGUUUCAAAGCUAAAGUUGAGAGAUUGCAUGGACGAUGAGUUAAUUGCUUGA